Molecule: messenger RNA, 524 nt
Organism: Dissoconium aciculare CBS 342.82
Lineage: Eukaryota; Fungi; Ascomycota; Dothideomycetes; Mycosphaerellales; Dissoconiaceae
Exons: 1
Coding region: 97-408 (103 amino acids)
Source: RefSeq, a predicted model, not a curated record
AAGGUGGCACUCUGACAGGUCGAUGCAGUGUUGGUUUCCCAAUGUGGUCACCGCAGGUCUGCGCAACUGUUGGCAUUGAUCUGUAAAGCUUCAAGGAUGGCUACGCCGCGUGAGUUUGGCAAGCAACAAAAUAACUACUCCAACAAUAAUAUUUCGGUUCUUACAUCGCAGCAUCACAAGAACACGAGCUUCGGGUGGUUUCGAAACACGGUAUCGUACCGUGCAUGCUACAACGAUGCCGAAAUACCUACGUGCCACAGUCAACCUGCCGCAUGCACAGUACGAGGAUUCGCCGAUCAUUCGAGCUGUAGGGGAUGCCAAUUCAUCCGAAUUGCGUCGUUUACUCUACGAGGCGAGAUAUUAAUCGUGGGCCGAGACGCUCGCGAACGACGUACAUGUCGAUGUUGACCAGCCUUACUGGGAAACGUCGCUUUUGCGCGCAAUUCGCUGUCAAACAUUGAACAACGUUGAACUUCUGCUUCAAAACAGCGCAGACCCCAACGGCAUUGCUAUAGUAAACUAGC